GUGGGAGGGAUCUCUGGGUGACUUUCUAACUUUGUUGCUUGUUUCUGGCUUCGGCUCUUUGUUUGCGAUAGUCGUCUGUUUGGUUGUGGUUUGGAUUGGUUUGAAGCAAUGUGGUCGGGGCCAAGGUUCGGUGGAAGAGCUGAAAACAAAUCAGUUGGCAGAUUUACAGGUGGAUUCGAGCGAAAGAGCUGAAUUUUCAAUCUAUACAGUUGCAUGGAAAGCCCUCAACGCGUCAUGUAAAUGAGAAAGAAAAGUCAGCUGGCAGCUGGACAGCUUUAAAGGGCAGCAUCUUUAUCACUUAAAAGCAUGUCAACCCUAACCCAUCAGGUGCUAGACCUCGUGGCCAUAGCCGCAGCCUUAGCGAAAGUCUUGGUUUUCUUGUCUCCCCUCAAUGGCAGAUCAGAAUUGGCAGCAGAAGAGCUUGAGCGACUCUGAAAUUCUUUUCGGAAAUACCUCAAAUCCCUCUUCUGCUGACCUGCCGACUUAUGAAUCCUCGCAAUCUCCGAAUGGCAGACAGGGAGAUAGCCAGCCUGACGUUGGCUUGGUUGACCGACUAGCCUCGUUGAGGCAGAGUAGUAUUUCUCAUGACAACCGUUUUGUAGCGAAGAGCCGGAAACGAUCGGCAGAUGAGGACUCCCAAAUGGACGAAACGCCAAAAAAGAAACGCAAAUCAACUGCGGCAAGAGUGAUUGCAAAGGUGAUCCAAACUAUGUAUGAGAGCUCAACUGUCGCCUUCACCACGUAUCAGAAUUACAAAGAUAAAAUCAGAAACCAAAUUACCUAUAGAACAUCUUGGCAAAAAGAGAUUGACAAUAGGAAAAUGCGUGGUUGUGGUAUUGAUUUUAUUCAUUUUACGGAAUCGCCAAACGCAAUGCUGACGAGGCAAAAUUCGAGCAAUAGCCUCAACCGUCAUAAAGGGAAAGAAGCUAUCCAAGAAUCAAGGUCUGUACAAUCGAACGCUAACGCAUCACCUGGUCCAGUGAUCGACUCUGAGAACUGGUACUGGGUUACUCGCGAUCUGAAAGUUUCUGUUGUUGUAAGUAUUAUGAAUGUUGUAGCUUUUGACAAGCACAAUCUGACACUUCAUUGUAGCCAACAAGAGAACUUGGCAAACCACGCGGCAUCAAAUUUCAAAUGCAGUUUGGCAAAACUCAACGUAAAAACAUUCCUUUGUAUAAAUCAUUUCCAUAAGUUUAUAUUAUUUAGCACUCCCAAUGUUGUAUAUAUUUCUACAAAGAUACUUUUCUGCAAUAUCGGCGUUUCAACCGUCGAGAAACUGGGAUGUCCCUGAAAACAAAAAAAAAAACCAGUCC
Molecule: messenger RNA, 1313 nt
Organism: Umbelopsis ramanniana AG
Lineage: Eukaryota; Fungi; Mucoromycota; Umbelopsidomycetes; Umbelopsidales; Umbelopsidaceae
Exons: 1
Coding region: 392-1291 (299 amino acids)
Source: RefSeq, a predicted model, not a curated record